Gambusia affinis (western mosquitofish) is the source of this 2460-nucleotide messenger RNA. RefSeq names its product GINS complex subunit 4 (Sld5 homolog) (gene gins4). The record is from RefSeq and is a predicted model, not a curated record. Bases 187 to 861 code for a protein of 224 amino acids. Lineage: Eukaryota; Metazoa; Chordata; Actinopteri; Cyprinodontiformes; Poeciliidae. The transcript has 8 exons. Gene Ontology annotation, cellular component: GINS complex. Gene Ontology annotation, biological process: DNA-templated DNA replication; double-strand break repair via break-induced replication.
CGAGAAGAGUCUCAGUGGCGCGAAUAAACAAGAAUCUUUUUCAUGCAGUUGUAACUAGCCGUCCUCACUUCAGACUUAUUUGUCCAAGGGGUUUUCCAAAUAUCCUUAAAAAAAAUAGUGCAAGAAUCUACACGACAUAUUUUUAAGUGAUUAACUUUUAGGCAGCGGGCUUUUUACAGCAGAACAAUGUCGGACGCGUUGUCUGAGGACGGCAGCGACAUCAACCAAGAUGACAGCCAGGAGGACGUUAUGACUCCGGCGGAGCUGAUCGCUAAGCUAGAACAGGCCUGGCUGAAUGAGAAGUUUUCCCCCGAGCUGCUGGAGAACAAGUCAGAGGUGGUGGAGUGUGUGAUGGAGCAGCUGACUCAUAUGGAAGCUAACCUGCAGCGAGUGAAGAAGGGCGACGCCAAGGCCGGCUUCCAUCGGAUGGAGAUAGACAGGAUCCGCUUCGUCCUCAGCAGCUACCUGCGGUCCCGCCUUCAGAAGAUUGAGAAGUACUUCCCCCACGUCCUGGAGAGAGAGAAGUCUCUAGUCGAGGGUCAGCCGUCUCUGCUUUCUCCGGAGGAGUUUGCCUUUGCCAAAGAGUAUUAUGCCAACACAGAAACCUACCUGAAGGCUGUGGCGCUGAAACGCAUGCCUCCAAACCUGCAGGCUGUGGACAUGCUCAAAGCAGUGCCGGAGCCCUGCCUGGAUUCUUUUGUGUUUCUGCGGGUGAAGGAGAGGCAAGAAAAUAUUCUGAUCGAACCUGAAACGGAUGAACAGAGAGACUUUGUUGUGGAUCUUGAAGAGGGCUCCCAGCACCUGAUGCGGUAUCGCAUUGUAGCGCCUCUGGUCUCAAGCGGAGCUGUGGAGCUAAUUUGAACACGUCUGGCUCUUCGCCCUGUGAACCACAAAGGACAACUGCAUCAACAUUUAUCACAUCAGGAGAAUGUCCUGUCACACAGAUCCAGAUGUGUUUGUGACACCACCGCCUUGACAAACGGCGUAGAAGAAUCCCUCUUCUUCAGGGCUGUGCUGUUAUUUUUGGAUUGUUAUAAUCAUCAGAACUGAAGUGUCCUCAGAUUGUUGCCUUACGCGCACCAGAAUACGACCUGCCAUGUUCCCAGAUUCUUUCUGCAUCACUGAAUCAGUAUGACUCAUCAUCAUCAUCGUUAUUGGACCUUUUCUCCGCCGGUCAAUAACAGGAUGCCUUUUAUGACCUGAAGGGGAAGUCAUUUUCAGUUCCUGCCUUCCUGUGCACUCGUUUGUGUGGGAAAACGGUUGUUUUGCAAGAGGCGACGUUCGAUCGACGUGAACUUGUGCGUCUGUGUGUUCCUAAGUUAAUUGAAAUUCAGCAAACGUCCGUGCGCCGCGUUCCAACUUCAUCUUGUAAAUAUACAUUUGUACAUUCGACGCAUUUCAUCUUCAGCCGAAUAAACAUUGUCUACUGUGAGCUGUAGUUAGUGAAGCAGCAUUGUUAUGUAAGCGUGCCUGAGGGUGCAAUCAGUGCUUAUUGUUUGGCCUCACUGUAAUUGCUCAGCAGUUGGAAGUGAUAAAGAACAGACAGAGCGAGCGACCGCGUUUAGAAGUGCCGUCACGUUGACCCGCACUCUUCUCAUGCGACUGCUGCAGCUCUAAACUCUUGUUUUUAAAGCUUUUUACGAAUAAAAGUGAACAGUGUGGGAUGGUUUUGUUAUCAACCCUUCCUUAUGGUAAAGUCUCCAAGUACAAUCCAGCACAACUGAUUACCUUAAAUUAAACCGUUUAGAGGGUUUGUACCGGUGCUUGAAAAUGCUUGAAUUUCAAUAAGGUGUUUUCAAGGUUUCUAAAGUACUUGAUACCUGUGCAAUGUCCUUGGAAGGGCUUGAUAUUCAAUCUGCACAGUUUUGUAACAAAAUUGUAAUUUCAGGCGAUGACUCCUUAUGCAAUUAAAUUGCAUUUAAGCAUUUUCUUUGAGCAGGAUGGCUAUUUACCAAAUUAAUGAAUGAAUAUAGUUUCUAAUUGCUCAAUCAGUUAACUAAAAUAAAAGUGGUAUUAUAUUUUCUUAAAGUUAUUAAAAUUGCGGAUUCUUUUUGUUAAAUUUUUGUUUUGCUCCAAUUGAUUGUUUAGGAAAUGUUUUCAAUAUAUCCUACUUUUCUUUGUCUUUGCUAUGUAGAACAUUAUCACAAAACAAUAACUAAGAAAUGAUGCCAAGAGCAGUGGUGCAAUGGUUUAGAAUUAGAGGUGUCUAAAUCCAGUCCUCAAGGACACAAGUCCUACAUAUUUUGGUGCCUCCCUUCACUAACAUACCAGAAUCAAGUAUCACCAUUUGCUUGAUGAGCUGAACCAGAGAAAGAACUUUGGGUCCCACUGGUUCUGACUAAAGCACAUCCAAAUGUUGGUGUGGCACAAAGUCCAACCGUAAAUCCAAUCUAGAAUCUUGAUGAUCUGGAGUAAAAUUUUGCAAUUUUGUUUUUAAUAAAUCCUAAACUGUUGCAACAA